Messenger RNA from Coregonus sp. 'balchen', 1455 nucleotides. NCBI's taxonomy places the organism in Eukaryota, Metazoa, Chordata, Actinopteri, Salmoniformes, Salmonidae. The record is from the annotation of a GenBank genome assembly.
UCAGAGAACAGCAGUGCUGAUCAGAAGCAGGCGUGCAAGAAACACGAGCUCUAUGUCAGCUUCAGAGACCUGGGGUGGCAGGUACCGUGAGCACUCCACACAUUCCUCUAUCUCUCCCCCUUUCUCCUUUUCUUUUAUCCUCUCUCCCCCUUAAUAUCUAUCCCUUUUUCUCACUCGCUCCCACACUUAUCUCUUCCUCACCACUCCUAUUUUCUCCCUCUUUAACACUCUGUCCCCGCUGUUUCCCUCCCUGUCCUCACUAAUGUAUUUUCUUAGCAGAGACCUAAAUCCAAAGUGAUCUACAGUUCUAACUGUUGUCCAUGAUAUCCAUUACAACAGCUGGGUAAACAGUGUGAUAUGCUAAGGAAAGGGGCAGAUUUAUCGCCCUACUAGGGCUCCACAGUUCACAAGGAGUUCUGAGUUUAGAACCAGGAAGCUUGUUGUUACUAAUGAGACUACCGUGACUACUGUGGCAUGCAUCACAUGCUGAUCACACAAUCACAUGAAGGAUAACUGUGUGACUCUCUUUCUCUCUUUAUCCACCUUCUCUCUAUCCCUCUUUCCCUUUGUCUCACCCCCCCCUCUCUCUCUCUCUCGCUCUCUCUUUCUCUCUCUCUCUCUCUCUCUCUCUCUCUCUCUCUCUCUCUCUCUCUCUCUCUCUCUCUCUCUCUCUCUCUCUCUCAAUUCAAUUCAAUUCAAUUUCAAUUCUCUCUCUCUCUCUCUCUCUCUCUCUCUCUCUCUCUCUCUCUCUCUCUCUCUCUCUCUCUCUCUCUUUCUCUCUUUCUCAGGACUGGAUCAUAGCUCCAGAGGGCUAUGCAGCUUACUACUGUGAAGGAGAGUGUGCCUUCCCUCUCAACUCUUACAUGAACGCCACUAACCACGCCAUCGUGCAGACACUAGUGAGUACCCUCCAAGAAUAUUAUCAUGAAUUCAGUCAAUAUACUAGAGAGCAUCAACACAAAGACAAAUGCAUUGACAUGUUAUCAGUUCAGAGUCUCCCUUACUCCAACCCCCACCUGUCUCCCCCCCCCCCCCCCCCCCCCGUGCAGGUCCACCUGAUAAACCCAGACACUAUUCCUAAGCCCUGCUGUGCCCCCACCCAGCUCCAUGCCAUCUCAGUGCUCUACUUUGACGACAGCUCCAAUGUUAUCCUCAAGAAGUACCGCAACAUGGUGGUCAGAGCCUGUGGCUGCCAUUAGACUACAGCCAACCUCUCAACCCUCACAACACACACACAUUCCUGCAUCUAAAUAUCCCUUCAACGCACGUCAUUUUCAUCUAGAGACUUUCUUCCCCAGAUUCACUUGAAUGGACACAUGAAUGGACUACACGUCCCAGAGUGCCUUGCUGUGCUGCUGGAUGGGAGCUACAUGAGGACUGGCAGACAAUCAUGAUUAUUCAGUCCAACCUGGAACACACACACACACACGGUCAAAUACACACACACACACACAC